Molecule: messenger RNA, 1701 nt
Organism: Exserohilum turcica Et28A
Lineage: Eukaryota; Fungi; Ascomycota; Dothideomycetes; Pleosporales; Pleosporaceae
Exons: 2
Coding region: 1-1380 (459 amino acids)
Source: RefSeq, a predicted model, not a curated record
AUGGCUGUCACUUCCACGCGCGACCGACCUGUUUAUCGCGCCCACGCUACUCCGCCGCCACCGACUCACCUUGACCGCAACCUCUACCACAACCUCAACAUCAACCUCCACCCCCGCCAGCCCUAUACCACUACCGUCUCUCGACUAGUGGCUCGGCUGCCCGCAGGCGCUUCGUCAUGGCUCCCCAACCCCGAGCUCGGAAGUCCGUCAAAGACAACAGCCUACAACAAACACACAGGCCGCCCCAUCCGGAAGAGCGCCGGCAAAAUCAAAAGAGUAGACGGCUACGUCGACAUCCAAGACGAGGAUCUAGGCCCACUAACCGCCGAGGAGAGCGAUGAACAAGACGACGAAGACAUGGAGCCACACGGCCGUGCAAACAAGAAGAAGAAAGGACGUGCAAAGAAGCGCAAACGCAGUCCCUCGCCCCCGUCGCCUCAUCUAGACCCUGUCAUCCUCGACCAAGAGCUUGACGAAUUGACCGACGUGGAGGAGGGCGGUGUCUUUGUUCGCAACAUCAAGAAACCUUCGCCAAUGACACUGCAGUUCAACGUCCCGCUAGGCUUCCAUGGCCCUCUCUUUGUCAAGCUCGACCGCGCUCUGAUCGAAACCAGCGAGCAAGGCACACUGCAUGAGAUGAAGCCAAGCAAGUCCAAGAAGAUGUGCACUGCUUCUCCGGAAUCAAAGUCCAAAGGAAAAGCUACCGUGCAACCAAAGGGAUUUACAGACUUGCCGCCAGAGCUGCGCAACACCAUCUAUCGCUAUCUGUUUGCUCGGAAAGACAAGGACCAGAGGCUUAGGAUCCCAGUGAGCCGACACAGCUCUGCCUCGUCUCUUUCAAAGUCUGGCCAGUUUCUCCGAACCUGUAAACUGGUCCAUAGCGAAGGCUGCUCGAUUCUGUACGGUGAGAACACAUUCUCAUUCCACCGCCAUUACGCCACACGUGGUCCGUUCUGGGAGGCUGUGCCCAAGGAGAUUGGCUAUCAGGAUGUGCUGCACUUCCUCAAGAUGAUUGGGCCAGAGAACCUGCAAUAUCUCCGCGAUAUCAAGUGGGUCUUUGACGACGCGCACCCUCGCGACACGCCUUACUAUACGUCCAACGAGAGCCGCCGUUACCUCAAUGACGAUUAUCUGCUCAACUGCCUGCGUAUUCUUCGUGGCGCCAAACUUCGAAAGAUUUCCCUCUUCUUUGCUGGCCGCCGACAACUGCAGCGGUCUGACGUCAGGUUUCUGAGCUAUCUGGAACAGGUCAAGGCCGACGAGGUGGUCCAGACGCCUGACAAAUACUACGCAUACCGUGACAAGAUGCAUCCGCUGGCGUGGGUUGAGCUUGAGGAAGCUAUGACGCGCAAGAAGAAGCUUUACGACAAGGAUAACUGAAGCACACGGUGCGCGACCUUUACGCAUGCCACAAGGCUGACUGAUUAUACGAGCGUUAGCUCGGACACUUUUUCAUUCCUUUGCUUUUUGCUGGAUUCACGACUUUCCUCUUGUGCCAUGGCACAAAAUUGUUCGGCCGUCUUUGCAGGGUACCGGAACUCCUGCCAUCAACCGGCUACUACCAUGUUCUUGCGGGUCUUGACUGCAAACUCCAGCUUGCAGGCUGCAUGAUGCAAUUGUGCUUGCUCAGGAGGCGUUUUUCAAGACAGACCUUUUUCUUUUCAUUUGCGGCACUCUGGUGUUCCCAUGUAUUUUCCCACC